Molecule: messenger RNA, 4609 nt
Organism: Esox lucius (northern pike)
Lineage: Eukaryota; Metazoa; Chordata; Actinopteri; Esociformes; Esocidae
Gene: clcn3
Product: chloride channel 3
Exons: 14
Coding region: 480-2936 (818 amino acids)
Biological process (GO): transmembrane transport; chloride transport
Cellular component (GO): Golgi apparatus; synaptic vesicle; membrane
Molecular function (GO): voltage-gated chloride channel activity
Source: RefSeq, a predicted model, not a curated record
UGAACCAGUUUGACAACUUGGCGUCCAAUCCGCUUGAGACUGGUGGCAAUCCAGGAAACUGCUAUGGUUGAAAGUCCUGUAGGUUUGUCUUUACGGUGAACUGGGUGUUAGCCUGGCAAUCUGUUCUAGGCUCCUUGCUCUAUGCCUGGGAGUUGCUGCUAGACACUUGUAAGAUUCAGCUUCUGGACUACAUCAGGCAGCCAUAGGAAUAUAAUUUUUUUGGGGGCUGGAUGGAAGUGCCCGACGCAGGCUUGGAACAGAUUAAUAGGACAUCUUGGAAUACCGGAACUGUGGAAUUGAAACAUUAUCGGAUCUGGUUCUAGAGUGCAGGAUUUUAAUUUAUUGAACCCUGGUUCCGUGGUACUUGGUACUCUCUGUUGGACUCUCCAUGGACUUGGCUCCAAGCUCCAGGCGGGUGACAUCCUUGCCCAGGCUAUGGCAUAACACCAGGAGAAGUGCGGAAAGGGUCUAACUACAUCAUGUCAAACGGGGGUGGGGUGGUGAGCAGUACCACCCACCUACUUGACUUCCUGGAGGAGCCCAUCCCGGGUGUCGGCACCUACGAUGACUUCCACACCAUCGACUGGGUCCGGGAGAAGUGCAAGGACCGGGAACGCCACCGCAAGAUAAACGCUAAGAAGAAGGAGUCUGCGUGGGAGUUCACCAAGAGCCUGUAUGACGCGUGGUCCGGAUGGCUGGUGGUCACACUGACGGGACUGGCCUCGGGUGCCCUGGCUGGUCUGAUCGACAUUGCUGCUGACUGGCUGAAUGACAUCAAGGAAGGGAUUUGUCUGAAUGCCAUGUGGUUCAACCACGAGCAGUGCUGCUGGGGUUCCAACGAGACCACGUUUGCUGAGCGGGACAAGUGCCCCCAGUGGAAGAGCUGGGCUGGACUGAUUCUGGGCCAAGAAGAGGGUCCUGGUUCCUACAUCAUGAACUACUUCAUGUACAUCUACUGGGCCCUGUCCUUCGCCUUCCUGGCCGUGUUACUGGUCAAGGUGUUUGCCCCCUACGCCUGUGGCUCGGGCAUACCUGAGAUUAAGACCAUCCUAAGUGGGUUCAUUAUUAGAGGAUACUUGGGGAAGUGGACCCUUCUGAUCAAGACGGUGACCCUGGUUCUGGCUGUGGCGUCUGGCCUGAGCCUGGGGAAGGAAGGGCCCUUGGUCCAUGUGGCCUGCUGCUGUGGAAACAUCUUCUCAUACCUGUUCCCCAAGUACAGCAAGAACGAGGCCAAGAAGAGAGAGGUCCUAUCGGCUGCUUCAGCGGCUGGGGUUUCAGUGGCUUUCGGCGCUCCUAUCGGAGGUGUGCUCUUCAGCUUGGAGGAGGUGAGCUACUACUUCCCUCUGAAGACGUUGUGGCGUUCCUUCUUUGCUGCGCUGGUGGCGGCCUUCGUACUCCGCUCGAUCAACCCGUUUGGUAACAGCCGACUGGUCCUGUUCUACGUGGAGUACCACACCCCCUGGUACCUGUUUGAGCUGAUUCCCUUCAUCCUGCUGGGGGUGUUCGGGGGCCUCUGGGGGGCCUUCUUCAUCAAGGCCAACAUCGCGUGGUGCCGGAGGAGGAAGUCGACCCGCUUUGGGAAGUACCCCGUCCUGGAGGUGAUCUUCGUGGCGGCCAUCACGGCCGUGGUGGCGUUCCCCAACCCAUACACGCGGCAGAACACUAGCGAGCUGAUUAAAGAGCUGUUCACCGACUGCGGACCGCUGGAGUCCUCCCAGCUGUGCCAAUACAGGAGUCAGAUGAACGGCAGUAAGGCGUUUGUGGACGCCUCGCCCAACAAGCCGGCGGGGCCUGGGGUGUACGCCGCCAUGUGGCAGCUGUGCCUGGCGCUCAUCUUCAAGAUCAUCAUGACCAUCUUCACUUUCGGACUCAAGGUUCCGGCGGGUCUGUUCAUUCCCAGUAUGGCCAUUGGGGCCAUUGCUGGGCGCAUCGUUGGCAUCGCCGUGGAACAGCUGGCGUACUACCACCACGACUGGUUGGUGUUCAGGGAGUGGUGUGAGGUUGGCACCGACUGCAUCACCCCUGGUCUGUACGCCAUGGUGGGGGCUGCUGCCUGUCUGGGUGGCGUGACGCGGAUGACCGUGUCUCUGGUGGUCAUCGUGUUUGAGCUGACCGGCGGUCUGGAGUACAUCGUGCCCCUCAUGGCCGCCGUCAUGACCAGCAAGUGGGUGGGCGACGCAUUCGGGCGCGAGGGCAUCUACGAGGCACACAUCCGCCUCAAUGGAUACCCCUUCCUGGACGCCAAGGAGGAGUUCACACACACCACGCUGGCACGAGAGGUAAUGCGGCCGCAGCGUAGCGAUCCGCCGUUAGCGGUGCUGACGCAGGACGACCUGACGGUGGAGGAACUUCAAGGGAUUAUCAACGAGACCAGCUACAACGGUUUCCCCGUCAUCGUCUCCAAGGAGUCACAGAGGCUGGUGGGCUUCGCCCUGCGCAGGGACAUCACCAUCGCCAUCGAGAACGCACGGCGGAAGCAGGAGGGCAUCCUGCUGACCUCGCGGGUCUACUUCACGCAGCACGCCCCGACGCUGCCCGCCGACAGCCCGCGGCCUCUCAAGCUGCGCUCCAUCCUGGACAUGAGCCCGUUCACCGUCACCGACCACACGCCCAUGGAGAUCGUGGUGGACAUCUUUCGCAAGCUCGGUCUCCGACAGUGUCUGGUGACGCACAACGGGAAUGUAUUGGGCAUCAUCACUAAGAAGAAUAUAUUAGCGCAUCUGGAGGAGCUCAAGGAACGCACGGAGCCCCUGGCGUCUGCUUGGUAUUAUCACAAAAAAAGACAUCCUACGUCAUAUGGCCCAGAUGGCAAAUCAAGACCCCGACAACAUAAUGUUCAACUAGUCCCCUCCUACCUGGGUCGUCACCACGGCGACGAGGAGGAGAGCGAGGAGGAGGUGAUGCAUCUGCUGGACGGCCGCGGCGCCACGCUAUGACACCCAGCCCCCCACUGAAUCCUCCUUCCCAGGGCAACCCCAGCCCCUCACACUGAACAAGACCGACUGAGCCCUCUGGUGGCCACAGGAAGGUACUGAUGGAAUGACUCUGAAGACAUUAAUGGCUGCUAUGAAAGACGUUUCAUCCCCCAUCUACUACAGGCCGGGGAAUAUAUUAACGCGGAAUGCACUUUUUUUUCUCUGAAAAGCAUCACACACACACACACAUAUAGAAAACACACACAAACGUACACUCAUUCACACAUCCCAGUCGCCACACAAGCAUGCCCACUCAUGCCAGUCAAGACACGGGCACUUUGUCCUCCCUCCCGUUGGCUAGCGGCCCGCCGCUGUGACCCUGACGCCCAUCCGACGAGGUGAGGGGUCGGAAUGAUCUGCAAGGACGCGAGGACGGACCUUCAGACACCUCGAACGCUGGGGGGGCGGUCCGCCAGACUCUGCCCCCACUCGGUCCCUCCCUCCCUACCUCACACUGCCCAGCCCGUCCAUCCUCGAUAGUAUUGUUUACCUGUGAAGUGUGUGUGACAGAGAGACAACAUUAUCACAAGCACCUCGACAUUCCAAUCAGGUUGUCAUAGUAACUUGAAAUGACUGUCCCAACCACCUAACGGCAUCCAACCCACUAUCUUAUCUUAUUGGCUUUCGCUCCACGGGAGAUGUGAGUGUUUGCACUCUGAAUUUCUAUCCAAAGUGAGGACCGGUUUGAGUUUUACACCAUUGAAGUGAGGAACUGUUUGCAUUUUAAAAAAUGUGGGUUAGGUUUAGGGUUAGAAUUAGGGUUAUGUUUGGGCAUUUAGGAUUAAGUAUUGGGGGUUAAUGUCAGGUUAAGUUUAGGCAUACAUGUGUAGGAUAAGGGUUUUACCAAGUCCUCCAUUUAGGAUUAGGGGCUAGGAAUUAGUACGAAAUCUGAGUACGAAAUUUCCGAUCCUCACUUUGAAUGCAACUCCAUCGUGUGCACGUGUGUGUGCGCGGGUGUGGAAUGGAGCUCAACAGGUACAAGCAAAAUGAAGUCAUGUGUGAGGGUGUAGUACCAGAAACAACAUGUCUCUGAUGUAUGUGAAAACAGACAAACAGACGAUCAUCAGCGGAAGUGAUGGGUGUAUGAGCUCUGAAGGUUCACAUGUGCAUCCCCUUUGAUCUGAGCCAGGUGAGUAACGUGGCAUAGAUGUGGGUGCAUGUGUGCCAUAGGUUGAGGAAAGACACCCAGCAACUCAACUCUUCUCCGAGGGUGGAGCUGGGCGGAGUGUGUUUAAAAAAAAAAACUAUUACGUGGAAAAGUUAUUCUGUGUAUUCUGUAACUGGAAAAAAGUUUUUUUUUCAAGCUAUUACUAUUGCUACUACUUUUAGAGUAUUGAUAAUCAAGUAAUAUUUUACAGCUUGUGAUGAAACAAAGUAACGACUGGAAAACGGUACUCAGUUUUUUAAGUGAACAAAAUAAAUGACUAAUAUGAGCAUAAUGAUAAUAUUGAUUAUACUGCACAGUAAACAUGUCUUAAAAUAUUUUACUUUGCUUAUUUAAGCUGUUUCAGAAAGGUAAUGAACUUAUGAAAGGAGCUUAAAACUUUUCUUGCAUAUGUCCUCCAUUGUCAAGAAAAAUAUUUCAUCAAUUAUUUGCAUGUCUGUUAAAACCAAUAUAAAACCUUUUAAAUCCA